Messenger RNA from Melozone crissalis (California towhee), 2786 nucleotides. RefSeq names its product adhesion G-protein coupled receptor G1-like. The record is from RefSeq and is a predicted model, not a curated record. The transcript has 15 exons. Gene Ontology annotation, cellular component: membrane. Gene Ontology annotation, molecular function: G protein-coupled receptor activity; heparin binding. The coding region runs from base 266 to 2278 and encodes 670 amino acids. Gene Ontology annotation, biological process: adenylate cyclase-activating G protein-coupled receptor signaling pathway; cell surface receptor signaling pathway. NCBI's taxonomy places the organism in Eukaryota, Metazoa, Chordata, Aves, Passeriformes, Passerellidae.
AGCAGCGAUCUCGGGGGGUCAGCGCCGGUCCCGGGAUCCCGCUCUGAGCCGAGCCGGGCUGGAGGCGCUGAGAGCCGCGCCGAGCUGAACCGAACCGGGCCGAGCAGAAGCGGGCAGGAGGUAUGAAAGCAGCGGAGAGGGGUUGAGCCGGGACAGGGAAGGAUCGCGGAGCCCGGUGCCCCUGGGGAUCCCAGAGGCCGCGCUGAGGAGCGUUUGCCGGCUCUGCUGUCGCCUUGAAGGCCAGGCCAAGGUAGAGCUGCCCAGGAUGAAGGUCCUCUUCCUGCUCCUUCUCUCCCUCCUCCAAGGGCUGGCAGCCUGUGGCCUCAGGGAGGAGGAUUUUCGCUUCUGUGGGGACCGGAACCAGACCCAGGAGAGCUCUGCCAUCUUCCAGCACGGCCCUGCCGCCAUCUCCAUCGAGAACACGGCCCAGGCUCUGAUCAUUAAAAAGCCCUUUUUGCCAAGCAGGAGGGACUCUUACUACAAGUACAGGCUGCCCCCCACCUUGGGCAGGUACCGCUUCUGCAUCUUCUGGUUUGAGUCCAACAGGAGCCUGCAGCUGGUCUAUGGGAAGCAGAGCAUCCCCCUGGGUGGGGACACAGCCAGCAGCAUCCCCUGGGGACAGGAGAGUCAGAAGACUGAAAGAACCAAAGCCGACAUCUUCAAUGUGUCCUAUAUCAUAAAGGGUGGGAAGAACACCUCCCUGGAUGCUAAAGAUGAAUACUUCUUCAAUGCCUCUGCAUUGAGCAUGCCCAUGUGGGAGCAGGACGUGGAGCAGCAGCUCAGUGCCCUGGACAGCCUCAUGGCCCAGCCCCUGGCAGCAGCCCCGGGGCGCAGGGAACAGCAGAGGCUCCGGCGCAGCACACUCAGGGAGCUGGAGAGGAUGCUGGCCAAGGUGGAGCUGGAAGGGCAGAACCAGACCUUUGGGGAGGCCACUGUGCAGGCCACCGUGCUGAGGGUGCAGCCCAGCCGGGCUCCCCAGCCCCUCACCUUCGCUUCCCUGAGAGAGGAGAGUGGAGAGGUCCAGGGAUUCACAGUGGACCUGCCAAGCAGCCUGUUCAUGGUGGUGAAGGACAGGGAGGAGGUGGCGGAGCACAGGGUGCUCGUCAUGGACAUCAACAGGCAGACCAUGUUCCAGGAUGAGAACAGCAGCCACGUGCUGGGUGACAAGGUGGUCAGCAUCUCCCUGGUGGACACGGUGGUGGCCAACCUCUCUGAGCCAGUGGUGCUCACCUUCUUCCACGACCAGCUCCCGAGGAACGUGACCCCCCUGUGCGUGUUCUGGCAGGAGGACGCCUCCGGCAGUUCUGGGAGCUGGGACAGCUCUGGGUGCACCACGGUGACAGGGAGCAGCCAGACACAGUGCAGGUGCAACCACCUCACCUACUUUGCUGUGCUCAUGGUUUCCUCUCCAGACAUCACCUCAGUGCACAGGAAUUACCUGAGUAUCAUAAGCUACGUUGGCUGCCUGAUCUCAGCUUUGGCUUCCAUUUGCACCAUUUUCUUCCUCUACUUCAGGAGCAAACAGCGGGACCAGAUCACGAGCAUGCACAUCCACAUGAACCUGCUGGCUGCCAUCUUCCUCCUGGACAUCACCUUCCUCCUCUCAGAGCACCUGGCUGCCAGCAGCAGCGAGGCCAUCUGCACAGCUGGGGGGCUGUUCCUGCACUUCUCUCUGCUGAGCUGCCUCACCUGGAUGGGCAUCGAGGGCUACAACCUCUACAGGCUUGUGAUCGAAGUCUUCAACGCCUACCACGACCAUUUCCUGCUCAAGCUCUGCCUGGUUGGCUGGGGGCUCCCCAUCUUCUGUGUGGUGACAAUCCUCCUGGCCAGCUGGACCAACUACGGCCCCGUCUCCAUUCCCAUCUACGAAUCCAUUGAUGGCAGAACCAUCAAUGCAACCAUCUGCUGGAUCACGAGCCCCCUGGUCCAUAACUCGGUGAACCUGGGUUUCUUCACUCUGGUGUUCCUCUUUAACUCGGUCAUGCUGGGGGCCAUGGUGCGCGAGAUCCUCCGGCAGAACAAGAAGGGUCACAAGCUCAAGCACGUCCUGGCCCUCCUCGGGCUGAGCAUCCUGCUGGGCAUCCCCUGGGCACUCAUCUUCUUCUCCUUCACCUCUGGCAUGUUCUGCCUUGUCUCUCUCUACAUCUUCACCAUCAUCAACUCCCUCCAAGGUUUCCUCAUCUUCCUCUGGUACUGGACCAUGGUGCUGCAGGCGAGGAAGGGCCCUGACUCCCAGAGCAGCUCUGACAGUGCCAAGCUGCAGCCCAGCAGCAGCUGAGCCCCGUGGUGCCCGUGCUGUGCCAGAGCUGCCCAUGCCAAGCAUGGCCACAAGAAGGACCACACCAUCUGCUUUGCUACUGCACCUGCCCUGUAGUGCCACAGGGAGCCCAGGGACCCACAGUGGGGCCAGCCACCCCCCCUCUGCUGGCCCCCUCCCCAGUUUUCUCAUCCUGGCAGGCUUGGCAUCCUUGGGGCAGGAGGGAGGGAGGGAGGGAUGCUUACUUGGGCAGUGGGGGCUGUAAAAAGUGGAAGGGGCAGGGACAGGGUCCCCAGUGCCUUUGGAUGUCCCCUCCCACGUGCUGAGGCCAGGAGGGAUGGGUGGGAAAGGCCCAGUUUUCAACCCUUGCUGAUGGUCACCAUGAGGGUCCUUCCCCAGGGAAGACAGAACGAUUCUGCCCCUGCCACACUCUCAGGCAGCUGAAAUAAUCUAUUUUUUUUAUUUUAAUGUUUAAUGUCUAUUUGUGGUGAUGUAGGAGCUUAGUGAGCAUGCCUGCACACCACAUCUG